AGGUACAAGCACGUCGUGGAACAACACCAAAUCUUACAUAAAGGGUUCGAGGGGCGCGGGUGUGGUGGAAAGGGGGCUCGGUACUUGACAACCACCCUCCUCUGCGUUGCGCCUUGUUGCGUUUCACAGGGUGAUCGUGCAAAAUAAAGCGCAGAACGCAGAAUCUCAGUGCAUGGAGCUGCUUUCUUAAAAAAUCGGCAACGGUCCGUUAGAAAAUGCCACGGGCAGCUCGGCGGUGGUUAAGUAUCUCAGAAAACGCCGAAAAAGGGAGUUGGAGAUGGUGAAAAUGGAAAUUAUUCGUCUCAAGAAAUCCAAGUGCGCUUCAGAUUGAACUCGACUUCAGCAAAACCUGUACAGUGAUGGUCGAUGAAAUAGCAUCACAACAAAUAAAGUAUCGUAAGUAACGCAAGUAACACAAUGUAACGCAUUGUAGUGUGCCGGAUUUUAAAAGGCCCUAGCUUUAAAAAAGAAAUAACGAUCGAUCAUGGACCCACCACCGACGGCGGAACCGGCCGGAUCCGGGAAACCCCCGGCAAGUAAACGCGGCAGAGGAUCAACGGGUAAUCAACGUGGGACACGAGGACGCGGCGGUUACUGGCGGGGAACUUAUCGUGGCUAUCAGAACCAUCCGCCACGAGAGAAGCCGGUAGGAUUUGCUCUGCUGCCGACACCAACAACACCAAAUUACGGUUCACCGCCCGUGGCCACGCUGACACCAUCGGCUUCGUUCUCCACUAGCGCUAAAAUCGAUAGCUGUGAGUAUGCCGGCUGGAAACUCUACUUUCCUGCUGAAGAAUAUCGCAGCGGAUCCAAAACGGUACACCAUGUACGAGCGAUGCAACGACACUACACGGAUUGUGCGGAUCAGUACGAUCUACCGCUGGUCAAGACAUGCAACUGGUUCGAGCUGAAGAUGGACGUGUGUGAAAAUGAUCGCGUUCUUCGCCAGGAAUGGGGCUCCUUUCGCCAGGAACUGACGGACAGCCCGGAACACUCGCUGGCCUGCAUAGGUUUAGCGAUGCAUCAUCUACUGACCCGGAACGCCGGUGGCGGAAGUUCACAGAGUGCUACGCCUUUGUCCCUUAAUACUAUACGACCCCGGUUGGUAGGCUUCGGACCCGAGGUUUCGAUCGGCUCGAUCAAGGUGAACAGCUUCGGAAAGUUAGUGUCCGUCCGGGGGACUAUUAUACGGGCGGGCGCGUCUCAAAUCAUGAACACCUGGUGUGCCUUCCGAUGUGCCAGCUGUGGCAACGAGCAAGCCGUGCAGCAAAAGGACGGUAUCUAUACGACGCCUACUUCCUGCCACAGUGGUUGCAAAUCGCGUAGCAACUUCAUCCUUCUACAGCACUCCGUAUUUACGCGCAUGGAGUCGUACCAGAGCAUCCGGUUGCAGGAAACGACACAAGGCUCACGUGCGGUAACGGGCAGCGUAGCGAAGAACAUUGAGGUGGAGCUGACACACGAAAUGGUGGACAGUGUGUGUCCCGGAGAUGAUGUGACCGUGACGGGCAUACUGAAGGCACGCUCUCAGGAUGAUACGGGCCUGGGCAAAGCCAGCCUUUACAAAGCCUACAUACAGGCCGUAUCGGUACGAAGCAACAAGAAUGCACUGGGCAACUGGAAUCGAUUGGGCGAGUUCACCGAGCUGGACAUGGAAGCGAUCCGCAUGAUUCAAUCCGAACCCUCUCCCUUCCGUCUGCUGGUCCAAUCGCUCUGCCCUUCCAUUUACGGUCACGAGAUCGUUAAGGCGGGCCUGCUGCUGGGGCUUUUCGGUGGACAGGCAACGAGCGCCCGUACGAGACCCGAAAUCCAUGUGCUCGUCGUUGGCGAUCCGGGCAUUGGCAAAAGCCAAAUCCUUCAACGCUGCUCCGCCGUCUCGCCGCGAGGUAUUUUCGUUUGUGGCACCAACUCGUCCAACGUGGGGCUCACGGUGACGGUACGGAUGGAGAAGGGUGUCGGUGCGUCGCUCGAAGCCGGUGCCCUCGUGCUGGCCGAUCAGGGAGUAUGCUGCAUUGAUGAGUUUGACAAAAUGUCCGGUCACCACGGACUGCUCGAGGUGAUGGAGCAACGUUCGGUGAGUGUCGCGAAAGCGGGCGUCAUCUGUACCGUCCCGGCACGUACGACCGUUUUGGCCGCCGCUAAUCCCGCCGGUGGUCACUAUAACAAGGCGAAAACGGUUUCGGAAAAUCUGAAGCUACAUCCAGCGCUCCUGUCGCGGUUCGAUUUGGUUUUUAUUCUACUCGAUCGAUCGAACGAACGCACCGAUAAUCUGCUGACCGCUCACAUCCAGAAGGUUCAUGGAUUGUCGCGAACCCCCGCGACACCCGUACACCCAUUCUUUGACGCUUCCGGUAGCUGCUCGUUCGCCGAAGGAGCCGAUGGUGGAGAACCUUCACUCGAGGAACGGUUAAGGCUUGGAGCGGGCGAGAAGCUCGAUCUGCUGCCGGUGGAACUGAUGCAGAAGUAUAUCGGCUACGCACGGAAGAACGUUCAACCGAAGCUAACGGCCAAGGCGGCCGAAGAGCUGCGAGAUUUCUUUGUCGAGCUGCGUCGCACGCACCGCGAGAUGGACAUGAUUCCCGUUACCACUCGGCAGCUUGAAGGUCUCAUCCGGUUAACGCAAGCACGCGCAAGAAUUGAUCUUUCGUCGGAAGCGACCGUAGCGCACGUACGCGAUGUGCUUGCCAUCCUGCGCCAAUCGAUGCUGGAUGUGUUCAGCACGGACGAGGGGGAACUGCAGUUUACGCGACUCACGAACGGUAGUGGCACCAGCAAGACGUCGAUGGUACGCAAAUUUGUACGCACCCUGCAAACCCGAUCGAUCGCCACCGGUUCGACCGUUUAUACGAUGGAGGAACUGCGACAAGCGAUGGUAGCCGGUGGAAUUGUGGCCAACUGUGCGGAACUGAUCGACACGAUGAACAUUCAGGGAUUUUUGCUGAAGAAGGGACGCGAUUGUUACAAGUUUAUCAUGGAAUAAAAUUGAGG
Anopheles darlingi is the source of this 2988-nucleotide messenger RNA. RefSeq names its product DNA helicase MCM8 (gene rec). Gene Ontology annotation, cellular component: MCM complex; nucleus. Bases 485 to 2980 code for a protein of 831 amino acids. NCBI's taxonomy places the organism in Eukaryota, Metazoa, Arthropoda, Insecta, Diptera, Culicidae. Gene Ontology annotation, molecular function: ATP hydrolysis activity; single-stranded DNA helicase activity; ATP binding. The transcript has 3 exons. The record is from RefSeq and is a predicted model, not a curated record. Gene Ontology annotation, biological process: DNA replication.